AUGGGCGCCGGCAGCUCUAAGCCCGCGGCUCCGGCCGACUCGAAGCACAUUUUCUCGAGCUCCUCCCCCGUCCAAUUCUCCGCCAACUUCGUUGACGGCCUCCAGUCCAACACCGAGACCGACUCGGCACGCGCCCGUUCCCUCGAACUCCAAAUCCAAGAGCGCGUAGCCCAAGAACUCGAGCGCCUUCGUGCCCGCGAACAGCAAACGCUGGCCGAGAUCGAGAAGAAGCUUGCUGAAGCCAAAGACGUCUCUUCUUCGACACCCGCGCCCAGCUACGCUCCCAGCAGCUCGGGUGCUUCCUCCUACUACCCACCCGGAUCUCUGGACCUGGAUGCGCCCCGGAUCCCGUUCGCGGGGCGGGAGAGCUACUUCGCAGCUGCUGCUGCUCCGGCGGUUGAGGCGGCGGCGCAGCCGAUUAACCGGGAACUGUCGCGGGAGAGCGUGAACAGUGAGAUUGAGGAGUUGAGGGCGAAGUUGGAAGGACGGAAGAAGUUGGUUGAGAUUGAUGCGGGGAUUGAGAAGGCUAGAUCGGAGGUGGUGAGUUGUUUGAGGUUGAAUGAUCGGAGGCCGUUGGAUUGUUGGAAGGAGGUUGAGGCGUUUAAGAAGGAGGUUGCUAGGUUGGAGGAGGGGUUUGUGGAUCGGAUUGUUGGGUAG
Aspergillus luchuensis is the source of this 657-nucleotide messenger RNA. Its product is annotated as Mic19 family protein. Bases 1 to 657 code for a protein of 218 amino acids. Lineage: Eukaryota; Fungi; Ascomycota; Eurotiomycetes; Eurotiales; Aspergillaceae. The record is from RefSeq and is a predicted model, not a curated record. The transcript has 3 exons.